CAGGGCACGUGCGGUCUGCGCUCAGCGGCACUUAUGCGGCGCCUGCUGCAUGCGCGCAGGAGGCGGGAGUGGCCGGGGGCCCGCACGGGUGUCCUCGUCCGGACGGACACCAACUCGCCUCCGUCCUGGCCCGGGCUCGGUCCGCCCGGACAUGGGGGGCUGCGGACACGAAGCAAACAGUCGGCGAGGCUCCGAGGAGCGACGGGCGGGCAGAGAGCGGUACCGGGUUUUAGGAAGAGGAGGGGCAGGUGCUGCAGGCUGGCGUGUGCGUCCCUGCGGCGCCACGGGCUCCACACGUCGGCGAGGCACUGCAAGGCCCGCACGGGCGCCGAGCACCUGUGGCUGACGCGGCACCUGAAGGACCCAUUCGUGAAGGCGGCGAAGGUGGAGAGUUACCGGUGUCGGAGCGCCUUCAAGCUUCUGGAGGUGGACACGCGGCACCGGAUCCUGCGGCCGGGCCUCCGGGUGUUGGACUGCGGGGCGGCCCCUGGGGCGUGGAGCCAGGUGGCGGUGCAGAGAGUCAACGCUGCAGGCACAGAUCCCAGCAGUCCCGUGGGCUUUGUGCUCGGGGUCGAUCUUCUUCACAUCGCCCCCCUGGGAGGAGCGACUUUCGUGUGCCCCGCUGACGUGACGGACCCACGGACCCUGCAGAGAGUCCAAGAGCUGCUUCCUGGCGGGAGAGCAGAUGUGGUUCUGAGUGACAUGGCCCCCAACGCCACAGGCAUCCGGGGCCUGGACCACGACAGGCUCAUUGGCCUGUGCUGGUCGCUUCUGGACAUGGCUCCAGGCCUGCUGUGUCCCGGGGGCACAUUUCUCUGUAAAACCUGGGCUGGAAGUCAAAGCCACCGGUUACAGAAGAGGCUGACGGAGGAAUUCCAGAGCGUGAGGACCCUGAAGCCGGAGGCCAGCAGGAAGGAGUCCUCAGAGGUGUACCUCUUGGCCACACAGUACCGCAGAGCCCGGGGGCCUGGGGGGGCCUGAGCUCCCGCCCGCCCUUGCCGGGCCUGGUCACUGCACUCUGCGGGGCUGGGCGGCCCGGGCUUGACCGGGAGGCAGCGGCCAGGACAAGUGGGGAUCUUUCUAAACCGAAGAGGACAGAACUGUAUUCAGUGGCCAUGAUAAAAAACGGUCUGUCACGUGAUUUGUGAAGAGGAAGUUGUCCUGAGAGAGGGACGAAGGCUGGGGAGGGAAGGAUAAACACAGGCCGGGUUACAGGCUGAGGCAGCGACAGAGCAGGCUCCGCCUCGCUCCGGACAGCACAGGUUUCCAGCCCAGAGUUUGGCUCUACAGCAUCACGUAGGAAAAUCUGAAUUCCCGUCUGGGGACUAAAUUCCUUCUGGUGAAUGAUCCGGAGACGCAGCCACCCCUCAAGCAGCGAUGUCCCCAGGCAGUUAGGGGAGACACUGGUGUGAACUGCAUGGGCGGGCGUGCUUUGGGUUUUGCUGGAAAGACCGGGCUGUAAUACUCCGGGCUCCCUGGACAGUAAAGGUCAUUGCCAAAGCA
This is a messenger RNA of Myotis myotis, 1503 nucleotides long. RefSeq names its product mitochondrial rRNA methyltransferase 2 (gene MRM2). Lineage: Eukaryota; Metazoa; Chordata; Mammalia; Chiroptera; Vespertilionidae. The transcript is spliced from 3 exons. The record is from RefSeq and is a predicted model, not a curated record. Gene Ontology annotation, cellular component: mitochondrion. Bases 34 to 981 code for a protein of 315 amino acids. Gene Ontology annotation, molecular function: rRNA (uridine-2'-O-ribose)-methyltransferase activity. Gene Ontology annotation, biological process: RNA methylation.